AUGAAAUUUCGCGCCAUAUUUUCGAGUAAAUGUCUCCGUCAAGGAAUCUCAACGGUUUACCCUGCGAUGACUUUCCUACCACGACCCUCCUCCUCUACGAUGAUGAUCAAAUCUCAAUCAGAAGAAAACCUAAGCAAACUAAGCGACUGUAUGGAAAACAUGGACGACGAUGUCUCGAAGAUGUUCAUGGAGUGUCAUCAGACAGACUUCCGCCAUGACCCCGAGCUGCUUCGUCUUCUCAGCGAUUAUUUCACCACGAGCAAAUCAGUCACCGAGCUCUGCGAGUCUCUGCGUAAGUGCUUGGAGAGAGCCGAACGGGACGAGUGCUUCUUGAUCGACGAGACGUUGCGUGAUUUCCACGAGGAGAAGAACGGUUACGGCGGUUUAGAAGCUAGCUUCAGGAAAACAUUCCGAGAUCUGACUAAGUUCAGAGACGACGGUGAUCUUAUCUCCGGGGAGUUUCUCAGGAAGCUUGAGAUCUGUCACCGAGACUUAGGCACGAUGAUUGUUAAACUAGAGUCUACGAUGAAGGACAUCGACAAGAAGCUGAGACGUUUACGUGGAGGAAGAGCGGUUGUUGCGGCGGCGAUGAUCACUCUAGUGGCCGUGGGAAAAAUCGUGGCGGGUAUCUUUGUACCUGUACCGGUUGAAGCAGUGACUAACUUUGCUGCUUCGAGGUGGAGAGAGUCGUCGGAAACUCUGAAACGGGAAAAGACAGCAGUGACGUCGAUGGAGAGGGAAACGAUGGUGGCUCUCAAGGAGGUUGAGAAGAUGAGCAGACUUGUGAGUAUGUUGGAGGCGGUGGAGAGAUCCAUUAGACUAACGGUGGACAUCGCCGUGAAUAAACGGUCGUCUGUGGCAUUUGCUAUGGGAGGGAUGGAGGAGGAACUGGAGAAAUUGAAGUCAACGCUCGUUGACCUAGACAGAGAGACCGGAAGGUGCGAUGGGUUUGUGCAGUUUGGACGUACAUUGACUCGAGACAGGAUCUUUGAGUUUCUGUCUUGCGGUGAGAAACGGUCAUAACAACU
Brassica oleracea var. oleracea is the source of this 1028-nucleotide messenger RNA. RefSeq names its product UPF0496 protein At3g57100-like. The record is from RefSeq and is a predicted model, not a curated record. Lineage: Eukaryota; Viridiplantae; Streptophyta; Magnoliopsida; Brassicales; Brassicaceae. The transcript has a single exon. The coding region runs from base 1 to 1023 and encodes 340 amino acids.